AUGCGCGCCUCUCUGAGCCUGGCGGCUGUAUACGCCGCGGCUACGGCCAGCGCCUUCCAGGGCUUCAACUACGGAUCUACCUUCACCGACGGUAAAGCAAAGGCACAGUCAGACUUCGAAUCCGAGUUCAAGACCGCAGCUAGCCUCGAGGGCACCAAUGGCGCCUUCACCUCUGCUCGUCUCUACACCAUGGUCCAGGGAGGAAGCACUAAUGAUCCCAUCUCUGCCAUUCCCGCCGCCAUUUCCACAAAGACAACUCUUCUGCUCGGUUUGUGGGCCUCUGCCGGUGAUGCUGCUUUCGCCAACGAGCUUGAGGCUCUGAAGAAGACUGUCUCUCAGUACGGCAGUCAGCUCAACGGCUUGGUUGCUGGUAUCUCUGUCGGCAGCGAGGACCUCUACCGACACUCGCCUACCGGCAUUGCCAACGGCGAAUUCUCUGGUGCCGAGCCCAGCACUCUCGUCAAGUACUUUGAGCAAGUCCGAGAAGUCAUCAAGAACUCGCCUCUGAGCAGUGCCCCUAUCGGUCACGUCGACACAUGGACCGCCUGGGUUAAUGGCAGCAACAAGGCGGUCAUCGAUGCCUGUGACUGGAUUGGAAUGGACGCUUACCCCUACUUCGAGGACACCAAGCCCAACUCCAUUUCGGACGGCAAGGACCGCUGGGCCGAAGCUUUGGCUGCCACCCAGGGAGCUGUUGGUGGGAAGCCCGUUUGGGUUACUGAGACUGGUUGGCCCGUCAGCGGCAAGACUGUCGGCGCUGCCGUUCCAUCUCUCGAGAACGCAAAGAAGUUCUGGAAUGACGUCGGCUGCCCCAUGUUCGGUAAGACCAAUGUCUGGUGGUACACAUUCCAGGACUCUUCUCCAACAACACCCAACCCCAGCUUCGGUGUCAUUGGCUCGACCUUGACUACCAAGCCUCUCUACGACCUCUCAUGCGACAACAUCAGCUCUAGCUCAUCAGCCUCGGCCUCGGCCUCCUCCACAAACACCGCGUCUGCUAGUGCCUCUACCCAGGCCAGCAGCGCAGCUUCAGCAUCCGCAACUGCAACGGCUACUGCUACAGGAAGUGGAUCCGGCUCAGGCUCAAGCCAGCAGAGUUCUGCCGCUGGUACCGCUACGACUCUCUCGACUGUGGUGCCUACUACUAAUGGUGGCUCGGGUGGAAGCGGCGGCGGAGGUGCUACUGCGACUGGCACUGCUGCUACCGGCACUGCUACUGGCGGUGCUUCACCGUCUGCCUCUCAGAGCUCUGGCUCCGGUGGUGGCUCCGGAGGUGGUUCCGGCACCGGCCGCCCCGGUACUAAUGGAACCGUCAGCGUUCCCACGACAGGACCGACGGUUGUCCCUGGCAGCAGUGCAACCACGACUACCUUCAGCGUUGCUGUUCUGGCUGGUGCGAUUGUUCUCGCCAUGUUGUAA
Colletotrichum paranaense is the source of this 1419-nucleotide messenger RNA. Its product is annotated as glucan 1,3-beta-glucosidase. Gene Ontology annotation, biological process: carbohydrate metabolic process; cell wall organization. Gene Ontology annotation, cellular component: extracellular region; cell surface; fungal-type cell wall. The transcript has a single exon. Lineage: Eukaryota; Fungi; Ascomycota; Sordariomycetes; Glomerellales; Glomerellaceae. Gene Ontology annotation, molecular function: glucan endo-1,3-beta-D-glucosidase activity. Bases 1 to 1419 code for a protein of 472 amino acids. The record is from RefSeq and is a predicted model, not a curated record.